Adelges cooleyi (spruce gall adelgid) is the source of this 825-nucleotide messenger RNA. Its product is annotated as probable ATP-dependent RNA helicase ddx56. Lineage: Eukaryota; Metazoa; Arthropoda; Insecta; Hemiptera; Adelgidae. Bases 1 to 825 code for a protein of 274 amino acids. The transcript has 3 exons. The record is from RefSeq and is a predicted model, not a curated record.
AUGGCACCGUUAGAAAGAGAUCCACCCAAAUUCUUAUUUGAUCAUAUAACAGACAUAAACGAAGACUUCUUGACGGACGACGAAGAAGAGUUAUUUCCAGAACGCCUUAUAUACAACGACAUAGACACAAGAGAUAGAGACACGGACGAAGAGAUUGACAUAAACACCGACGAGUUAAAUAACUAUAUACCUGAAAUAGUAUUGGAAGUCAUUAGACAAUGGAGUACAUACUUUAAUAGUGCUGUUCCGCCACUUGUCAACAACCAUGACAGAAAGACAGAGGACAGCGAUGACGAGUCAAUUGAGACAGACGAAACCGACGACAGAGAGACAGAAGACAACGAUGACGAGUCAAUUGAGACAGACGAAACCGACGAUAGAGAGACAGAGGACAACGAUGACACAGAGACAGAGGACAGCGAUGACAAAGAGACAGAGGACAACGAUGACACAGAGUCAGAGGACAACGAUGACGAAUCAAUUGAGACAGACGAAACCGACGACAGAGAGACAGAGGACAACGAUGACGAGUCAAUUGAGACAGACGAAACCGACAAAAUCCACGACGACGACGAAUAUUCCCGGAACUUCAUGCCCACAUACAGCUUCGAUGCAAGGCUUGCAUAUUUCAACGCCAUUCGCCCGCCUGUCAACGAACGCCGACCAGUUGAGUCAGACUCGGACGACCCGCAGCCGUGCUCAUCAUCAGGUCUGAAGAGACCGCGUUCAGACUCUGAUGAUGAGCAACCCAGGUCAACAAAGCGGAGACGGCCAACGUCGUACCAGUCAGAAAGCGAAGAAAGCGAGUCGGACAACUUUCAAUAG